Molecule: messenger RNA, 483 nt
Organism: Ostreococcus tauri
Lineage: Eukaryota; Viridiplantae; Chlorophyta; Mamiellophyceae; Mamiellales; Bathycoccaceae
Product: Adaptor protein complex, sigma subunit
Exons: 1
Coding region: 1-483 (160 amino acids)
Biological process (GO): vesicle-mediated transport; intracellular protein transport
Cellular component (GO): intracellular membrane-bounded organelle; membrane coat
Source: RefSeq, a predicted model, not a curated record
AUGAUCAAGGCGUUCAUCGUGGUGAAUAACCACGCCAUGGUGCGAUUGUGUCGAUUCUACGAGCAGUUAGGGGUGGAUAAGCAAACGGAGCUGUGUCAGACGGUGUAUAAACUGGUGACGAGUCGUCCCGAUCACCUGUGCUCGUUCGUCGACGACGAGAAAACGUUCGGACCGGACACCAAGCUCGUGUACAGACACUUCGCCACCCUGUACUUUUGCAUCUUAAGCGAUCGAAGCGAGAGCGAGCUCGCGAUGCUCGAUCUCAUCCAGGUGUACGUCGAAACUUUGGACAAGGUGUUUGAAAACGUAUGCGAGCUCGAUUUGAUCUUCAACUCCCCAAAGGCGUACACCGUCCUCGACGAAACCGUCGUCGGGGGCUUAGUGCUCGAGAUCAGCACGAACAAAAUAUUAAACGUGUACGAUCAGCUCAUGAAGUUGGAGAAGAUGCACUCGAGUCUGAUGGACAAAAUCGCGAUAUCCUAG